CGCUCGCGAGACAUCGUCAGGUGCGGUUCGUUCUUGUGAUAUCAGAGAUUAUCAAAGUGAAACUCAGAUAACGAAUAACGAAAAAUAAGGACAGAACAUGCUCCUAAACGUACUACUGCUUGUGAUUUUUGCCUCAAGAGCAUCACCAGCAAAAAUUGGAUACUUUUGGCACAUCACGGACAUACACUUGGACACACACUACCAUUCCCAUAAAGAGAACAGCUGUUGGCGAGGCGGGACCAGCAGACUCCCCCUGGGCAAGUACGGAGACUACAACUGUGACUCUCCCUGGCAGCUGAUAGAGUCUGCAGCCUACGCCAUGAAGGCCAAGCAUGGAGAGAAUAUUGAGUUCGUCUUGUGGACCGGCGAUGCCUUGUCCAACCCGAGCCGGCACAACCCAUCACACAAUCUGGCGACAGUGAGGAACUUGACACACCUGUUCGGUCACGUGUUCUCGAGUCAGUUCGUGUUCCCCGUGUUGGGACACGAUGACCCGCGGUAUGUCGCGGAGGACACUCAGCCCUACAGACACGUCAGCAGUCUCUGGCGACACUGGCUACCCUCAGAGGCUCUGCACACCUUCAACAAAGGAGGGUUCUACUCUAUAGAGCAGAAGACUCGAAAACUACGGCUGGUGGCACUCAAUACUAAUCUUUGGACUGGUGACGAGGGGGAGGGCGAAGACCCUGGCGGGCAGUGGGCCUGGCUGGAAACCCUCAUGGCCAAGUCUUAUCGACUUAAAGAAACAAUUUACCUGGUCGGUCACAUGGCCCCAGGGACGGACGAGAGACUGGGAAAUCCCCCAAGGCCUGUGAUGUCCCCGCGACACAACGCCCGGUACCUGCGGUUGGUGAGGAGGUACGCUGACAUAAUCACGGGUCAGUUCUUCGGGCACCUCCACUCUGACACGUUCAGGGUCGUCUACAACGAGGCUGGUAGGCCAGUCUCUAACAUCUACCUGUCACCUUCUCUGACACCCAAGAGGUCCUCAAGCGGUUUCAACAACCCUGGGAUCCGACUCUAUAAGUUCAACAGUGACACUGGACAGGUGAUAGACUACGUGCAGUACUACCUCGACCUGGCCACGGCUAACCAGCGAGAGUCUGCAGAUUGGACCAUAGAAUACAACUUGACCACCUAUUACGGCUUUCACAAGGUGUCGGCCUCAGAGUUCCACGAUCUGGCCGAGAGCUUCACAAUCACCGACGGACUUCCAUUGUUUGCAAGAUACUACCUUGUGAACUCCGUGAGCACUUCCGGCCUCAUGACAUCCAUGAACCAGGCACACAACCAUUAUUGCGCUAUCACCAGACUAGACACAGACCAGUUCUACAACUGUCUAGCCACGGCUCCCAGCGCUUUGUUCUCCGACGCACAGCCUAAUUCCUCCAUCUCAAACACCGUAUUCUUAGUAGCUUUUAUGAUAUCACUGCUCAGGUGACAACACGACAAUCUCUCCAUAGAGACAGUAAUGUAAACAUUUGUAAAUGCAAUGCAUUUUAAGAGAUGUGUACUAUCCUGAUAAAUAAGUAUUUGGCUUUGUGUAUUCCAAUAAUGUUGGACACGAUGUGAUAAAGAUGUGUUUGAAUAAUUCUAUUUUUGGAGUUUCUAAACGGGCCAGACUGCCCGUAAAACUACCCUCUGUUUUAUGUGAAUGUGCUUCCUGGAGAGAUUAUUUUUGGUUAAAAAAACAAAAGUUAUUGUCAUUAGAUCAACCGUUUGUACACUUUGAACUUGUGCUUUGGAUUUUCACACUGUACAGGUUUAUUUCGUAUUAAAAGUUAGUAGUAAAAGAACGUUUAUUUUCCCAUAAAAAAUGUAUUUCAGUAAGGUUAUUUCACCCUAAAUCUGUUUUAUAUAAUAUUGAUAACCACUACAAUCAAUCUGACGACGUUAUCAGUGAAAGAUAAAGGAGUUAUCGCUAUAAAGAUAACAGUCUUGGAACUGGCCAGCUGCACCUGGGAGUAAACACUCACCAAUCCUUUUCGAAAGCUCUCAAGUGAAUUACCUAACGUUGAUAUAAAUUAACGAUCUUAUAGCAAACAGAUCACGAAUACGUUUUCAAAUUAGGAUUUUUGAGUGUGCGCAACUCCAAGGCUGCAGAAGUAUAAUGAAAUUUGACAAACAGAUUUUUUAUUAAUUCAUCAUUAAAUAACGGAACUUUUAUUUUUGUUUACUACUUAUAUUUUAUAUGACGCUUUCUAAUAAUGAGUACCACUAGUAUUUUCUGAAAGUAUGUUCAUUGUAAUAUUCAUUUAUGUAACGCUUUGUAAAUAUGUAUAAACGUAUCAGUAUUUGUAUUAAAUAUAUUUUGAAAUUC
Homalodisca vitripennis (glassy-winged sharpshooter) is the source of this 2320-nucleotide messenger RNA. RefSeq names its product acid sphingomyelinase-like phosphodiesterase 3b. The record is from RefSeq and is a predicted model, not a curated record. NCBI's taxonomy places the organism in Eukaryota, Metazoa, Arthropoda, Insecta, Hemiptera, Cicadellidae. The coding region runs from base 98 to 1441 and encodes 447 amino acids. Gene Ontology annotation, molecular function: hydrolase activity. The transcript is spliced from 11 exons.